ACGAGCGACGGAGGGAUACAGGGAGAACAGCAGGUAGCUAGUGGGUCCGUUUUAUCCCCAAUGAUUUAAUCAUGUAAGGGAUUGAAGGAACCUUUUUUAUCAAAAUGAAGUCGGAUUUUAUGGGGAGAUAGUUGCUACCGAGGCGCCGCGCAGGCUGCUGACGGGGAGGAAUGCACACUGGAGGUCAUUUUCCCGGACUGGGGAGGUGGGAGGCAACGGCCCCCGCAGUGUUGUGAGGGAUAUUGUUAGCUAGCUAGCGAAACAGAAGGACUUCCGGUUGAUAUUUUCAAAAUAAAAAAGCUCCGACAAGAGCGGGAUUCGUUUCACUGAAGUUCUCGGGAGAAAAUUUUACUUACAUGCGUGAACUUAUCAAAAACGAAUCCGCAGUGGGUUUAUGAGUAUGCUGCAACGACUCGUGCUAUUUAUUCUACAAACACGCAACAUCGACACACUUGCUGCUUUUACUUUGAAGUGGAAUUUACCGCAUCCCCUGUCCAAUUGUCGUUAGCUCUUGCUAGCUUGACACAUACAAGAAGGGGUGAAGUUACAAAGCCUCAGACCAAAACAAGACUUCUCAUCUUGUGGUGGACAACGCCGCCUUGCUAUGAAUGGGACCUACCUCGUCUCACUGUGUUUUUUCCGAGUCAAAUGCCUUUUAAACUGGAGGGCCUGUCGGUUAUCUGCAGUUGGAGCUCCAGUGGUGGAAAAUACGGUACGUUUGAAUUAGUAACGGUUGGGAUAUUUCAGCGGAUGCACUCUAACGAAAAAUCCCUGAUUUCGAUGUCAACUUCUGUCUGUGGUGCUCACUUGUGAGGUUUGCGGUGAAAGAUCAACAUGUACUGUCAACCAUUGAAAAACAACAAGAGGCUCUUGUAGCUGGAGGAGGAUUACCUGCCCUAACUUUUCCUCCUCCUCCUCCUCACCCUCUUGGGAUCAAUGACCGGACCCAACUCCCCAAGCCGGACCGGCACCACCUCGGCUAAGCUGAGCAGACAUGGCCGGUCCAAGAGCACAAGCUCGCACUGCCUCCUCCGCUGCAGCACCCAGGAGGAGUCCUCCGCCUCCCCCCCUAACAACAGCCCCCGGUCCCCUGGGGACGAAGAGGAGAAGGAUGGAGGGGUUCUUUUUUAUGUGAACAGGACAGGUUUUCCCAUUGAGAGUGUAACCUGGGAAAGGAUGUGGUCCCAUGUGGCUGCUGUGCACCCUGAGGGUCAGGAGAUGGUGGACAGGAUACGAAAUGCUGCAUACCUUCCCAAGCAUUCCGUUCCCUCAGUCCCGACCUUCAAACCGUCCAUGUCGGUUCCAGAUUGGCUUGUGGCCAUCCAGAACUACAUGAAGGCUCUGCAAUACAACCACACAGGAACCCAAUUCUUUGAAAUCAAGAAGAGCCGUCCACUGUGUGGGUUAAUGGAGACAGCAAGAGAGAUGAUCAGAGAGUCUUUGCCAAUCAAAUGUCUGGAAGCCGUCAUCCUGGGAAUCUACCUGACCAACGGGCUGACAUCUCUCGAGCGUUUCCCCAUCAGCUUUAAGACCCAGUUUUCUGGCCACUGCUUCCACCAUGUUGUACUGGGCGUCUACUGCAACGGCCGCUAUGGGUCACUUGGCAUGAGCCGCCGGCAGGACCUGAUGGACAAACCGCUGACACACCGCACACUGGGAGAACUUGUAGCUGAGUUUGAGAGCUCCUACAAAAGAUACCAGCACACUCUGAAGAAGGUGAAGAUCGGCCUGUAUGUGCCUCACGACCCCCACGUCUUUCAGCCGAUCGAGUGGAAGCAUUUGGUGCUGAACGCUGCACGACUGGGAGCCCAGGAGAUGAGGAAGGAACUGGAGAAACACGGCCGAGAUAUGAGGAUGAAGAUCCUUAAAUCAUCCAGUGCGCAGUCACCAAUCAAGGAGCGGAGCCGGGGGAAAUCCUUAUCACCAAGGCGACGGCAGAGCAGUCCCCAGCGACGCUUCACACACCGCAGAGACAAAUCGCCGGCCUCGGUGGAGAGGAAACCUCCGGAGCUUAGCACUCUUAAUGAUGGCUACCAGAUCCGCAUCUGAUCCCCAUCAUUACCUCCCAAUCAUCCAAAAUCCGUCCAGCCUUCUCAGCCACCCUGAUCCUCCUGAAGAGCCUCUACCUGCCACCGCUUUCAAGAGAGGAGUCACUGCAGCUAGAGCGAUUUCACACAGUCAAGGUGGUUGACGAAAACACUAAAACAUGUUAAAAGAGCUUUUCUGAGCUGGAAGCGGAAGAAUAUUUCAGAAGCCAAGACUCAGACAAAAAGUGACUGGUUGUUCUGGUUUUAAUGCCUAACAGUGGACUGUUCAGUAGCAAUGAAUCCUUGACAACAGCCCCAUUAUUUAACACCUGAGAGUGGCUGCUCUUUCUCUUACACAUACAUGUCAGUCAUGUAGCUGAAGCACUAUCCAUCUGAUGUAGGAUAAGCCCAGAAGAAGUGCUAUCAAUGCAUUUCUAGAUUAAGAAGAUUUCAUUGAACUGGUAGGUAGAAAUUAAAGACUGAGAGCUGUCGUGUCCUGACAACAGAUAAAACCAAGUGUUGUGUGACCCCUCAGUGACCUUGUGUCUUAGAGAAGGGCUACAACAGGAAGUGAGAGAGAAGAAAGAGUAGAUAUUUGUCAGCACAAAUGGGUGAACAUAUUUUUCAGUGGUUGAGAGAGAGACCGGUAUCCAUGGUGGAAGAGUCACAAUAAGAACAUGUUCUGUUUCUCUUCGCACAGAACAGACUAAAAAUAUUUAAAUUUAUUGGGGGUUUUGGCACGUUAUCGUGUUAAAUUAUCAGUUAUCAUGAUGCUACUUCUAUGGCACUAUUUCUUACUGAGAAUUUAAGUCAAGGAUGGGAGCAGCAGUGACUUCACAGGGUUUCAUUUUGUUGUCAGUUUUCCAACAUGGCAGGCCUAGAGGCUACAUGGAGACAUAUCGAAGGAAGGAGGAGGUUCACAGGUGUGGGUGUUGUUAUCCCACUUUAUUCUCACAUCUGCUCAACUACUGCAGCACUUUGGCUUUAAUAAAAAGACCACUGAAGGGAUGUUCAGAAGUAACAUUUCAGUUUCAAUCCGACCUUUCCAAAACCCCCUGAACCAACAGCAACUUAAAUAAGAUGACUAAGUAGACUUCCACAUGCAGAUUCUAUUGAUCAGAGAGGACGAGUGUAGAAUAAGGAGAGGACGUUCAAUAAGGUAUGCAGGGAAAUCAAAGACACAGAGUCCAUAGAGAGGAAAAGGAAGAAGAAGAGAAGAGGUGGAAAGGGGUGAGAAGAGGGAGUUACAUAGAGAGAGGAUUCACUGCAGAACAUCAGUGAACGAUCAUUAGAGCACUGCGGCAAACCUCCUGCCCCCCACCCCACCCCCUUUCUUAUUCCCCUCCUCCUCUGCCCUCUGUUGACACAUAACUGAAUACAUAACCACAGCUCUGUUUCCAGCCAAGUAAAACUCCUCAAACACAAAAAUGUAAAGCCUCAAAUACAGACUCGUGUUGGACAAGGAGUUUACGGUCACAGUAUCUAAAGCUAAAUAUGUAGACAGAAAGGCACUUACUGAUAUUAUAGUAAAAGAGAAGGUUCAGCAUUUUUGUCCACAAAACUAUUGAUUGAGUCGAUCAUUCAAAGUUCACAUUGUUAUUUAUUCAACAAGGUGAUUUCUAUUAUUUAUUAUAGCUUAAUUGUUUGGAAAAAACACCUGUUUGCAUGGGAAUUUAGCUGUAGGCUAAGCUAGCUUGUCCAUCCGUCCAUCCCAUUCUUAUGAACGCAGCAUCUCAAGAAUGCCUGGAGGGAAUUUCUUCAAAUUUGGCACAAGUGUCCACUUGGACUCAAGGCUUAUAAGGUUUUGGCAGUCAAAGGUCAAGGUCAGUGUGACCUUGUGUCCGUUUCCAUUCUUGUGAUCGCAGUAUUUCAGGAAAAGCCUUGAGGGAAUUACUUACGAUUUGGUACAAACUUCCACGUUGACUCAAAGAUGAACUGAUUAGAUUUCAAUGGUCAGAGAUCAAAGUCAGUGUGACCUUGCAUCUGUUUCAUUCUCAUAAAUGUGAUAUUUCAAGAAGGCCUUGAGGGAAUUUCCUCAAAUUUGGCGUAACUGUCCACUUGGACUAAAAAAUAAACUGAUUAGAUCUUGGUGGUCAGAAGUCAAGGUCACUGUGACCUUGUGUUCACAGUGACCUUGACAGCCUUAAAAGGAAUUUCCUUGAAUUUGGCACAAACAUCCACUUGGACACAAGACCAAACUGAUUCAAUUUUGGUGGUUAAAGGUCAAGGUCACUGUGAUCUCGCAAAACAUGUUUUUGGCCACAACUUAAGAAUUACCACAUUAAUUACGACAACAUUCAUUAUUCUUUUUUCUUUCUCAUGCCUUAACUCAACUUGUUGUUGAGAGUGAAAUGUGAAUGAUACAGAAUCAACCACAGUACAGUUUAACAUUAAACAUACCACACAUUGAGAGGUCAAGACAGUUGAUGAAUGAGAGUAUUGUGGAUUAUUCUUAAAAUACUGUGAUCUUGAAAAGGGUACCUUAAAAAGUAUAUCCUGAAAAAUUAAAUCACUAGUUUUUCCAAAACAGGUUAGCAGAAGGCUGUGGGGCUUCGGAUGUGUCAACCAAACUCUGCUGUAGCCAACCCAUGUGUUCACACAGUAAACUAAUGUACUGUUGGCCAGCUGGGUGCUGCCUUCACAGCUGUUCCACCAACAGCUGGAAAAUAAAACAAUUUAGCUGGUCCAAGUUCAGCUGAAGCCAGUUUGUCCACUCAGACAAAAGAGAAGUGAAGGCAGAUGUUGGCUGAGUGAACACUCUAACAAAGGCCUCAUUCAAGACAGAUUUGUCUGACAGAGGGAUACAAUACUCUGCACGCUGUCAGCAGAUAGUACAGGCAGUUGGGACAGUGGGGGCAGGACCUUUACAGGGCUCUAAGAUGAUUGUUGUGGUCACCAAAUGCUCCUGUUAAUGAGAUCUGUCAUGUUUUAAUCUCAUGGAUGAAUGCAUUUUGACUUUUGGUGUAAUACUGAGAAACUGAGAUAUUGAGUCAAAGGACACUGCUCCAGCUCUGCAACAUGAGGGUAGCUCCACUCUGUGUUUGUCAACCUAGAACGUCAAAGAAAGUCAAAAUGUUUUGUUAAAGCAGUUUUCCAAUCAGAAACUCAUAUUUUUAGUUCUUCACAGGGGACAAAUAAGAGUCAGGAAACCACGAAAGUUCUCAGAGCAGCUUGCUUAAUUGUCUUAUUGCUCAGAGAAGCUUCUGUACCGAUGAGAGCCUUGAUGAGAGCAUUCAGUACUGUAUGCACUGCUUCACGCUCGUAUGCGUGAUGUAUCAAAAGGAUUGUCCAAAAAAAAUCCAAUCAAGUCUGAAUUUGAUUGGGGUUUUAUUGUUUGGAUCUUCCUGUUGAGGCCUUCGAUGAUCACAGCUGAGAAGCUUGAAAUCAAAGAAGCUUGAAGUCACACGUCACACAUGUCAUAGUUGGUUUUAACCAGUGAAAUGAUACCAGAGACAAAAGAGUAUUCAGUUGUUAACAGAAACCUUAUAUCGAAACAUAUUCAACACAUGCUGUACUCAGAUACAGUACUGUAUAUAUGUUUGUACGUCAAAAUGCAUCUAGAUUAAGUCAUGUUUGUUACAUCCACAGAAUGUACUGUACAGUGUUAAGCCUUCAGACUGAGAACUAUAGAAGUCCGUUUUUAUUGAGAAAGAAUGUGUUGACGAGUACAACCAGCUCUGUUCACAGAAUUAAGGGGUUAAGUUCGUUGCUCAAUGAGAUUUUGAGGGCAGCUAUUGAGUAAAGACAAAAGAUUAAAUCCAUGAUUUAAAAAAAAAAAAAAGCAUUAAAGGCUAGCUCUUUCUGCUACAUAGAACCGAACAGACAAUACAACUGUCUGCCUUUAGCAUGACUGAAAAAACCCAACUGAUUUCUAUAGUUUUCAUCUGAAGGAUUAACUCUCAGAAAAAUGGUGUUUCCUAAAAUCAAGCUCAGAGAUUAUCUUUUUUCAAUUAGGCUGCACGCGGCAACAUUAGGUUUCUUGACGACCAAAGCUAGCAAUGAUCGAACACCCGUAAACUUCUACAACAAAGUAACAUAACUCCUUACUUUAACUUCCAGCUGCUACAAACAAAAACAGCAACUUAUUUUAAAGGCACUCUGUAAAGUUUUUGGCCACUAGUAGUGCUGUGGAGCAAUGUUUUUAAAAGUGGGUGCUUGUUUUGUUAGUAUCUCAUGUAUGCUAACUAUUAUGUGCCAAGGAAUGCCAACAAAGGCAGGAAGGCUGCUAGCAAGCCAACAGGAUGUUAACUUUGUGAUUUAAAGUGAUGUCAAAGGGUGCAGUUUUAACUUCACACCUAAUGGAACAAAGAUAAUCUUACAUAUCUGUAAAGUUUAGGGGAAAACACUCCUCAUUUUACUUUUGGUGUUUUGGUCACAUCAGUCAUCAGCAGGAGGGUUUCAGGAGUCUGUGUACAGAUUGUUUCUGAAUAUUGUCAUUUGAUUGUUUUAACACUUUCCUUUGAAUGUUUCACAGUGUCUUCUCGCUCACAGAACAAGUAUGUUUUGUUGCCAACUGAACGUUUUAUCCUAGCUUUUUGUUCCAACAACGAGCUAUGCACACGCCACAUGGAGAGCAGGUGAUGACAAAAAUCCUAGUCUUCCAAUUGAAACAAUGGAGGAGGAAGGUGUUUGUGGCUCAAUCUUCAAAAAAAAUCUAAAACAUCUGCACAGAAAAACAAAUCUUGGUUAUUAAGAAUAACUCGCCAAGAACCCACAGCUUUCCCUCUGUGCAGCUCCAGCCUGAGCCAUUACCACUGAAUCAAGGUGCUGUGAGAAAAAAGCAGAAUAUUUUUACAUAUUUCUGAUGUUUGGCCAGCAGUGGAUCAUAGCACAGCCCAGAGACAGAGAUCUGACACUCUGGCACAAAGCAACCAGCUCACCAUGUUAAUAUUUGUAUUGAAGCUUCAGUGUUGAUAACUUUCUAAAGGCUCGAUGUUUGUUAGCAUACAGACGAAGCACAACGCUACUUUUGCUUUUUGAGUAUUCAAAAUCCUGUUUCACACCGGGGUUGUGGACGAAACAAGACGGGGAAUUGGUGCAUUUUCACACUGAAGAAGCAACAUAUCUUGGAGUACAUCUUUCAGGAAAGACGAUUUUCUGACAUGUGUUUUUGGAACUAUACAAAACGGAGAUUCAACAGUUACCAAGGACCUAAAGCUCACAAAUAUCUCAAUGCACAAAUUAUAAUGGAAACUUUGGAUUUAAAGACAAACAUCAACACUGCAGUUGUAAGGAUUUGACCCAACUGCAGUGACAAGCUCCCUGACUGCUCAGCAGGGACACGGGAACUGCGACAAGUCACGACAAAAUACAACAACCCCAAACAGUGAUACUCAAUGUAGCAACUGAAAUCUGUUUGUAUGUUUGUUUGCAAUAGAGACGUUUGUGCUUGACGGUUUUAUUGAAUGUUUUGUUUUUGUUUUUUUUAAUAAGAUUCUGUUUGUGGUUUAACUUCUUGAAGACAUUUGGGUUUGAUUCAUUGAUUGUACACUAUCAUUUUGAAUGAGACCAUUUGUUUAAAAAACAAAAAAAGAACAGUAGUGUAGCUGAUGUUCUUUUUUUAUGGCCUUUGAUUUGUUUCCAAAGUGCUGAUACCACAUUUCUCAACUCCAUCCUGGUCCUGAUCUUUCUGUACUGUAAAAUGUACUGUGUGUUUGGAAAUCAGUGAUUAAUGAGGAAACUUCUUGAGGCUCUGCUGUGGCUUGCAGCAAGCCCACCUGUGUAACUUCAUGAGUUUAACAUGAGUAAGUUCUAUAAAAACUUUACACACUGAGGUUGCUCAUCAGUUAAAUCUCAAAGUUCCCCACUACAUAUGAUAAUGAAAUUGUAUUUGUGCACUGUGUCUGCUGAAGUGACAAAAAAAAAAAGCCGAACCAAAUUCAGAGCAACAUAUCUCGACGAUGUUUGACAUAUAAAUAUUUAUUAGACAUUAAAAAUGUCCGUGUGAAGCUUCCAGUGCCUCAGCAGUGUGGGUUUAAUCAGAUAAGACUAUCCUUAAGUUUUGACUUUGUGUCUUUGGUGUGUUGUUCGGAGGAGUUGCCCAUGUGCAUUGUGCAAAAAAAAAACUUACUGAGUCUGUCAGCUAUCCGCUUCUGUUCUUUAUUUUCCUGAUCACACAUGCUCUGAAGUUCUUGACAAAAAAGAAAAUGUUUUGUUGCAGUUUUUUGCCUGUUUCUGGAAACAAUUUCCGCAUUGCGAACAUUUAAAAGCAGACUGAUCUGCUCUGUGCUGCGAAGAACAAACUCUCAAAUCUGAGGCGGCAGAAGACGAGCAAAAAAUCAGUGUGAUGUGUGUGUGUGUGUGUGUGUGUGGAAAUCAAACCCCAAACCACUGUAACAGUAUUUAAACGUCUUCAACUGUGAGUGACUUUAAUAUGUGGAAACACCACAGAGCCCUGAGGAGCCCACACACACAUACACACUAUAAUUAUUAUGAUUAUUGUUUCUAAAGAGAGCUGUUGAGGUUCCCUGUGUGAGGACGUGGUGUGGUUUUGUAUUCCUGUGGAGCUCUAUAGUAGGAGAAGAUGUGACCCUCAGUAAAUAUUAUUAUGUAACUUUCCUACUGUUACAGUAUCAGUGGUCUGACAGCAGCUGUUUCUAUCAACAACUGUAGCAGCAUGUCUUCUUUUAAUAAAUGAUC
This is a messenger RNA of Epinephelus moara (kelp grouper), 8666 nucleotides long. It is a transcript of the gene vash2, whose product is annotated as vasohibin 2. Lineage: Eukaryota; Metazoa; Chordata; Actinopteri; Perciformes; Serranidae. Gene Ontology annotation, cellular component: cytoplasm. Gene Ontology annotation, biological process: regulation of angiogenesis. The transcript is spliced from 9 exons. The coding region runs from base 937 to 2049 and encodes 370 amino acids. The record is from RefSeq and is a predicted model, not a curated record.